GGUUGUUGCAUUCCAUAGAGGCUUGUCCUGCAGCAGCAGCAGCACCACCACCAUCAACACCACAGCUAUCCCUGCACUGACAUUGCUUCUAUGCCACCGAGAGACGAUGUGUGUUGAGCUAGUUUAGACAAGGCACUGAAAACAAUAGCGAUAACUAUCAUAUACUAACAGGCACCAGUGCAUCGUCUCGAGCUAAAAGGAACGUUUUGUUUUGGGUCCCUACAUAGUUAACCUGGAACGUAGUUAGCCCUUUUGCUAGGUAGCUAAAUCGCCAUCGUAUUGAGGUUGAGACACAGCAGACAACAGCGCAGAGGAAAUGAAGGACAAACAAAAGAGAAAGAAGGAGAGGACCUGGGCUGAGGCUGCUCGCAUGGUUCUGGAGAACUUCUCUGAUGCACCCAUGACCCCCAAACAAAUCCUCCAUGUCAUCCAAACCAAGGGGCUGAAGGAAAUGAGAAGUGGUACAGCUCCUUUGGCCUGCCUGGUCACCAUGCUGCACUCCCAGGUGAGAGGAGACAGAGUCAAGAACAGCAUCUUCUUCAAGCUUCCUGGACGGAUGAGCCUGUUCACUCUAAAGAAGAAUGCCCUCCAGUGGACAAAGACAACAUCAGAAUCAGAGACACCAACGGAGCAGGCAGGCAAUACUACCACCCCAGCAUCCAGCAGCACCCCUGCAGGCCCUGCUGUUGCCUCAGUCGGCCCCACUGAGGCCACUGAGCAGGAGAGCUGUGAUUCUACCGAAACCACUGCUGCUGCCAGCGGAGACAAUGACGCCUCGGUGGAUGAGAGCUCGUCCAGUGCCUCCUGCUCCACAGAGCUGCAGGCUCCCAGCAGCCAGCCUCAGACCCGUCUCAGCAGGGCAGCAGGACAGCAGGGACGUACAGAUACACAGCAGACCCAACACACUCAACACGCCCAGACCAGACUGAGCCGCUCAAGACAGUCGGGGAGACAGAGGAAGAAAGCAGUCAUGAUGCCUCGUGUUGUCCUCACCCCUCUUAAAGUGAAUGGAGAGCAUGUCCCCUCAGCAGGUCCCAUGAAACGGAGUCGAGGAGGGGUGGAUGUUGACUUUGAAACACCAGGCUCCAUCUUGGUCAACACAAACAUCAGAGCCCUCAUCAAUGUGCGGACCUUCUCUGCCUUCCCCACACACUCACAGCAGCAGCUGCUGCAACUGCUGCCAGAGGUGGACCGACAGAUUGGACCUGAUGGUAUGACCAGACUGAGCAGUUCAGCUCUCAACAAUGAGUUCUUCACACAUGCCUCCCAGAGCUGGAAAGAAAGGUUGGCUGAAGGUGAGUUUACCCAUGAGAUGCAAGUGCGUUUCCGCCAGGAGAUGGAGAAAGAGAAGAAGGUAGAGGCGUGGAAGGAAAAGUUUUUUGAAGAGUACCAUGGGCAAAAGUCUGGUCUGACCCAAGAGGAAUCUUUGAAGCUUACUAUGAGUGAAGCCAGUGAAGUUGCAGCCAGUGUGCUGGACAGUGAUGUGGCAGUCGUUGCAACUGGUGCCCCCAAGAGGCGCACUGUGGGUCGGAGGAGGAGAGACGGAAGGAUGAGGAGACGCACGCGGGCUGACCUGCGUCGCAGGGCCCGCCGGACUCUCUGCAAGGCCCCUCCUCCAGCCCUGCAGACUUCAGAAGCAGCUGAGGCCAGCCCUGCACUGGACAUCUCAGCAGCCUCUAUUGGCUCUCCCAUGUCUGACAACACUGUAGUUCAAGGUGAGGUGGUGCUGCAGGCCGAGUGUGGUGUGGAGCUCCCAGCUGACAAUGCUUCCAUAGAGCCAAAGCCCUCUCCCACUCCAGAGCCAGUCACAGUUCCCACUCCCACUCCCACUCCUACUCCUACUCCCACACCAACUCCCAGCCCAAGUCCCAGCCCAGCUUCCACCAGCGCAAAUGAAGAGCCCGAAGUUACAGCCCGUCUGCUCCCAGAGGAGGCUGCCCCUGUACUGGCUUCCACCUCCUCCCCCUCCUCCUCCUCCUCCUCUUCUUCUUCAUCUGCCUCCUCACCUGCCUCCUCACCCUCCACACCUUCUGACAGACAGGGGGCUUUUGCUGCAGGCCUGGACUCUUCUUCUUCUUCCUCAGCCUCCUCCAGUGCAGCAGUCGCAGCCGAUCCCCUCGAUGACACUGCUUCCGUGGUCACCUCUAUCACAGGGGGUACUGCCACUAGCAGCCGUGAGAGCAGCCCUUCAGCCAGCCCAGCCAGCACCCCUGUACCUAGCUCCCAGCUCAAGGAGCAGAAGAGAAGGCCAGAUGAGACUCAGGCCUUCUCCAGCUUCCCCGAAAAGAGGCCACGGCUCGACGACCGUCAGUCCUUUCGUACCACAAUUGACAGUGUCCGUUCGGAGAAGCCGCAGCCGACAACAGAAGAGCCCAAGGUGCCGCCCAUCAGGAUUCAGCUGUCCAGAAUCAAACCUCCCUGGGUCAAAGGGCACCCCACCUACCAGAUCUGCCCCCGCAUCGUGCCGCCCAGCGAGGGCUCGCGGCGGUCGGGGACAGGGGGAGCGCGCACCCUGGCAGACAUCAAAGCCCGCGCCCAGCAAGCCAGGGCUCAGCGCGAGGCCGCUGCUGCUGUUGCAGCCACUAGCGAAGGGGCAGGGCCGACAGGGGUCAGGCUGCGGCCUGCUGCUGGGCUACCGGAUAGCAGCAAUGGACGACGAGCGCGAGAGCAUCCAGGACCUAUCGAGCCCGGAGGAGGAGGAGGAGGAGGAGGAGGAGGAGGAGGAGGAAGUGGAAGAAGGGGAGGUUGUGGGAUGGAGGAGCAGGGAUCGUCUUCAGGCAUUAAUUCGUCUGGAACACAACUACAGCUUCUCAGUGUAGACCCCACACCUCAGCCUUCCCCUUCAUUGUCCACUACCUCAACCUCCAUGUCCUUGGAACCCCCACAGACACCAAGCCCUGCCCUAGAGGAAGCAGCUGAGGGGCCAGAUGUUGGAGAGGAAAUACAGGCAACAACAGCCAGUGUCCAGAGCUCCUCCAAUGGGCUCACAGACAAGGCAUCUGAUGUACUCUCUCCAGAGCCUGACACUGUAUCUGAGUCUUUGGCUAACCAGUCAGAAAGGCAAAGCAAGGUGCCAGACUCUGCUAUUGUUGUCUCUGAGAGGGCAGACCAGGGACGUGAAAAACCCUCGCUGGCCCCAACCUCCAUCCCAGAUUCCCUUCCCAGGUUUGGGGCUCAGGGUGUGGAUGUCAUUCAAACGCUGGCCAGCUCCUGUCAGUCAAAAGAGCCGGUAAAAGUGAAGGAGGCUGGACUGGGUGGUGUUAUACAACAUGGUUCCCACCACGUCGACCCCCAGGAAGUGUUUUCUCACUCACCUACAGAGAAACGACAACCCUCUUCCCAACAUGUGGAGUCCUCUGGUGGAGAGAAGGAAGACGAGGCUGGGACCCAUAGUGACUCCACAGAAACUGCUUCAGACUGUGAGAAUGAGAGCCAAGAGGAUGAACAGCAGCCUGACCAGGACUGGUGCCCCCAACUCAAUACCAAGAGAAAUGGCCAGCUGGUCAUCUGCAGCCCUCCUUCUCAGAACCAGCAGCCAGUCAUUCAGGCCCAUGUGUCCAGCCGCCAAGGUCAGACCGUCAUUCAGCCCUGCUUCCCCAAUGGCCUGCCUCACCCUCAGCACAGCUGCCUGCCCUCCCAAGAACACCAUUCUCUUCACACGGUCCAUCCACGGGGGAUUCGGGACACCAACAUUGUGGUCAAAAUGGAGUCCGGAGAUGAUUGUAGAGUCUCCAGGCAGAGCUCGGCUGAAGAGGAGUGUCAUGGAGGUUUAAAGCCUGCUGUCACUCACCUGAAUGCUGCAGCUGCCUCCAAGAGACUGGCCAGCUCAGCCAGACCUCUGUCCAGUGUGGAGGUCAACAACCCUUUGGUCACUCAGCUACUACAGGGCAGCCUGCCCCUGGAGAAAGUUCUACCCUCACACUCUGCUAACAGGCUGGAGAUCAACCGAUUGCCAGGACCCCAACCCAGACCUCAAGUGUCACGGACCCCGGGGUCACACAACAGGACUGAGGUCUCAGCCCAGUCCCCUAGCCCAGAACUCACUGCACCCUCUCAAAUCCACAAGAAGUCUCCACCAGGUCGCCCAGUCUCCUGUGUGAGGGAGGCUGCAACCUUACCACAGUAUCAGCCCCAGCAGGCCCCCGGGGCUGUCCCGGUGAUCACCUCUCUACCCCCCUCUUCAUCCUCCUCCACCUCUUUGACAUAUAGAAGUAAGUCAGAUAUUAGCUCUCAGACGACCGUGUCUGCAGUUAUCAAAGACUCUCAUGGUCCUCAGUCCUCACAGGGCACCACUCCAGACAGGCCCCAGCCAUUGCACCGAACCAUGCCUAAUGGCCCCCCUGCUCCCCAUGCAGACCCCUGUCCCACAGAGGUCUUGCCUACUAUUAAGAUUAACUGGAGGCCCCCACAGUCCCAGCUCUCCCACCUUCACCAGCAGCUGUCUCCUGCACCCACUGUGAAGAAUGAAGUUGGUGCACGGCCCUCUUGCCAGGCUCUUGGGAAAUCUUCUCCCACCAAACUAAUGAGUGUUACCAAAAAAGAGCCUGGGAGCUCUGUGGACAGCUACCUGAGUGGCGGGGCAAUGGAGGGACUCCUCAACAUGGAGAUGACUUUAGCCAGGAUGGCAAAGAAGGAGCAUGGCAAAGCAUCCUACUCCACUGGCUCGCCUUCAUCCUCUUCUCCUUCACCUUCCUCGUCUGUGUCCUCCCUUCCCUUCCAGUUGUAUGGGAAGCUCCCCAAGCAAGGUGGAGGUGUCGGAGGAGUAAGCUACACAGGCAAUGUGUCAGUAAUGGACAAUGGCGGUUUCUCCAGGAGCAUGGCGGACGGUGUUCUCCAGCUGCGGCCCCGCUUGGCUACUGGCCAAACCACCCUCAGCAUCCAGGCCUUUACUGACAGUACGGCAGAAGAGGUGGCGCUCAAGUGCUCGUGCCGCCUCAAAGCCAUGAUCAUGUGCCAAGGCUGCGGUGCCUUCUGCCAUGAUGAUUGCAUCGGGCCUUCCAAACUAUGUGUGUCAUGUCUGGUGGUCAGAUAGUAUGUUGAAGCCCCUGUGCACUGUAGGACUGGUAUCUGUACAGUAUCAGCCGCAGGACUUCUGGGGAGUGUACAGUAACCUGAUUAGGGUAGAACACACACAGGAGGAGCCUGACAGGCAAGAUUCGCCUUGUAAAAUAUAUUUGGUCUGUAUUUUUUGUUGUUGCAGAUUUUCAGAUUUUUUAGCUGUACUGAUAUUAUUAUUGUUAUUAUUAUUGUUAUUAUUAUUGCUAUUAUUAUUAUUGUGAAUUUGGGGCAUGAUUGAUUGUAAAUUGUGCCUUUUUUUGUUUUCUCUCCUCAAAAACAUUUACCUCAUCUUAUCUUGCUCCACCUGUCAUCAUUUGGUGGCCAUCAUUGUUUUGGUCCCUUGUUUACUCAACAAACGGGGGCUUAUUGUUGUCUCCUUGCGCAAAGAAGUAUUUUUUUAACCAUUAAAAUGAUUAAAUGAC
Molecule: messenger RNA, 5480 nt
Organism: Acanthopagrus latus (yellowfin seabream)
Lineage: Eukaryota; Metazoa; Chordata; Actinopteri; Spariformes; Sparidae
Gene: asxl1
Product: ASXL transcriptional regulator 1
Exons: 12
Coding region: 317-5032 (1571 amino acids)
Biological process (GO): animal organ morphogenesis; positive regulation of transcription by RNA polymerase II
Cellular component (GO): PR-DUB complex
Molecular function (GO): chromatin binding; DNA binding; peroxisome proliferator activated receptor binding
Source: RefSeq, a predicted model, not a curated record